AUGGCGCCGCGCUACUGCACACAAGUCUAUGAUAAGGCAGAGGAGAUCGCAAACCAUAUUGAAUCCACACGCUUAUCUCAUCCUUCUGUCUCUACAGUCCGCGCCCCCGCCAACGCCGCCCCCACUACCACUUCCAUUCCCCCUUCCAACCGCACUCGUCUCAAUGUGGGAGACAAUGUUUAUAUGAUUGACCCAACCACCCGCCGCGCAAGAAAGGCGCUAUCACUUCAAUUGUUUGCACUACCUCUGGCAAUAUGCCAAAUCUCAAAGCAGUGGAAGAAAUUCCUGUCCCUUAUCAAGAAUUUGCUAGAGUAUUUCAGAAGAGGAAUCGUCAAAUUACCACCCCAUCGUCCUUACGACAUCGCCAUUGAACUACUCCCCGACGCAAAACCCCGACAUGGUCCCAUCUACAGCCUAGGCCCAAGGGAAGAUGUGGAACUCAGGGAAACCAUUGAAAAGCAACUGAAGGCAGGCCUGAUCCGCCCGUCUAAAUCUCCCAUGGCUUCCCCAUAUUAUUUCAUGACCAAGAAGAACGCCUAUCCCCUACCCUUGCCACAGAAUCUUAUUGAAAAACUACAAGGCGCUAAGAUUUUUAGUAAAUUUGAUCUCAGGGCAGGAUAUAACUUAGUCCGAAUUAAAGAAGGCGACAAAUGGAAAACAGCCUUUAAAACAAAAUAUGGAUUAUUUGAGUACUUGGUUAUGCCCUUUGGGGAUCUUCUGGAUGUUUAUGUCAUCAUAUACCUGGACAAUAUCCUAGUCUUCUCCUUGAACGAGAAAGAUCAUGAAAUUCAUGUGCGCGAAGUGCUAAAGAGGCUACAGGACAAUGACCUCUUUUGUAAUAUUGAAAAAUGCCACUUCCAUGUCAAGAAGAUCGACUAUCUAGGGUUCAUUAUAUCGGAAUUUGGUAUAGAAGUCGACCAAUCUAAGUCACGGAUGCCAUGA
Molecule: messenger RNA, 942 nt
Organism: Rhizoctonia solani
Lineage: Eukaryota; Fungi; Basidiomycota; Agaricomycetes; Cantharellales; Ceratobasidiaceae
Product: Retrotransposable element Tf2 protein
Exons: 4
Coding region: 1-942 (313 amino acids)
Source: RefSeq, a predicted model, not a curated record